UAUAUUUUAUGUUUGCCUUAGUCAACUAUGCAGCGAAAUGAACAAUUAUUAAACCCUUGCCGUCUCCUCUCUCAAACUCUACCUCACCCAUUGAAUAUGGAAAUGGAAAUGGGAUAUACAGGGAUGGUUUUGGGAUCUCUGCUGGUCAUAAUAGCAACAAAGCUGUGCCAUGCCUUUUAUAAUCUCAUAUGGAAACCAUACAAGAUAACAAAGAGUUUGGAGAAGCAAGGGCUGAGAGGUCCUCCUUACAAGUUCCCCCAUGGCUCAACAAAACAGAUCAACGACUUCCAGGCUGCUGCUGACGGUCUUGUUAUGGACUCCAGAUCUCAUGACAUCUCCUCCAAGCUUCUUCCUCAUUACCAUGUUUGGUCUUCUCUCUAUGGCAGAACUUUUUUGUACUGGAUGGGAGCGCAGCCAAGGAUUUGCCUGGGUGACCCUGAGAUGGUGAAGCAGGUGCUGUCCAGCAACUUCGGUUUCUACCUCAAGCCAUAUCCAGGACCCAAUAUAAUGGCCUUAUUGGGCAAGGGUCUUGUCCUUGCUGAAGGAUCUGACUGGGCCAGACACAGGAGGGCACUCAAUCCUGCUUUCCACAUUGACAAACUCAAGAUGAUGACCAAGACUAUGGCUGAAUGUGCUCUGAGGAUGCUCCAUGAAUGGAGGAAUGAAAUCAAGGAAGAAGUAGAGAUGAGCCGGCAAUUUCAAGAGCUCACUGCAAAUAUCAUCUCCCACACUGUUUUCGGGACCAGCAACAGCAUCCAUGGCAAACAAAUCUUUCUGGCUCAAAAGGAGCUUUUAUCACUCGUGGUUGCUGACAUUGGUGGAUCCAAAUAUCUUCCUACCAAGAAAAAUCUCAAGAAGUGGAAUCUGGAAAAGAGAAUAAAGACCACGCUGACAAACAUCAUAAAGAACCGUUUGCAUAAUUCAAAGGAAUUGGGAUACGGAGAUGACCUUCUGGGAUUGAUGCUCCACUCCUCUAUGGCUGAUAAUAACUCUCGCCUAACCAUUGAUGAGAUCAUAGACGAGUGCAAGACCUUCUACUUUGCUGGCCAUGAGACCACCUCACAUCUACUCACUUGGACUAUGUUCUUGCUCAGCAUCAACCCUGAAUGGCAGCAGAGGCUCAGAGAAGAAGUCCUGAGCGAAUGUGGUUUGGAGACCCCCAACGCUGACAUGCUCAGCAAGUUCAAACUGGUGACAAUGGUACUGUGGGAGACUCUAAGACUCUACCCACCUGUCAUACUGAACGCAAGGGAAGCUUCAAAAGACAUGAACUUGGGUGGGCUUAUGAUACCCAAAGGUAUGCCAUUGAUGAUUCCCAUAGUGAUGCUUCAAAGGGACAAGAAGUACUGGGGAGAUGAUGCCAAUGACUUCAAUCCACUGAGGUUUGAGAAUGGAGCCUCCAAAGCUGCAAUGCAUCCAAAUUCUAUACUCCCAUUCUCUCUUGGUCCAAGAGCUUGUGUUGGCCAGAACUUUGCAAUGAUGGAGGCAAAGGUGGUGAUGGCCAUGAUCCUUCAGAGGUUCUCCUUCUCACUCUCUCCCAAUUAUAAGCAUUCUCCUGCAAAUUGGCUCACUCUGCAGCCUCAAUUUGGUCUUCCCAUUGAUUUGAAGCCACUGCAACUGUGAUUUCUGUCAAAUAUUGCAAUCACCUCUGAAGUAAUUUAUAUUUUUAUAUACAGCGCAGAAGCAUGUGUUCCCAAACUCUGCUAAAGUUUGGAGACUUGAAUCAUUUACCUGCAAUAAAUGUAUUAACAUGCAUUAUAUUAUACGACGAUCCUCACUAAACAUAGUGCCUGCUUAAGUUGCUGAUUCUGUUUUCCAUUGAAGUGCCUAGAAAUUCACAUGGAUGAAAACAAACUUGUCGUGUAUAAACUUGCAGUCUUUUAGAAUUUUUUUAUCCCAUUUUGUGGUGAAUAAUUUGAGGUUGCACAAUGUUUCAAAUGUUUUGAACAUCCUCUGUUGCAGGGAAUAACACUAGCCCACUAAUGGGCCGUUUGGUUGGAUGUAAUUCUAA
Molecule: messenger RNA, 2011 nt
Organism: Dioscorea cayenensis subsp. rotundata (Guinea yam)
Lineage: Eukaryota; Viridiplantae; Streptophyta; Magnoliopsida; Dioscoreales; Dioscoreaceae
Product: cytochrome P450 709B1-like
Exons: 5
Coding region: 28-1623 (531 amino acids)
Molecular function (GO): iron ion binding; heme binding; monooxygenase activity
Source: RefSeq, a predicted model, not a curated record